Molecule: messenger RNA, 2711 nt
Organism: Dinoponera quadriceps
Lineage: Eukaryota; Metazoa; Arthropoda; Insecta; Hymenoptera; Formicidae
Gene: Rabex-5
Product: rab5 GDP/GTP exchange factor
Exons: 9
Coding region: 576-2441 (621 amino acids)
Biological process (GO): vesicle-mediated transport
Cellular component (GO): cytosol; endocytic vesicle
Molecular function (GO): small GTPase binding; DNA binding; zinc ion binding
Source: RefSeq, a predicted model, not a curated record
AAUUUCGAUAUAAUUUCGAUUUCAUUUCGACUUGUUUUUCACUGAACGAGUAAGAUGAGAAAAAUCUUUCUAUGAAGCAAUCCCUUCUGCAAAGUGUGCGCAAUAAAUUAUGUACGACAGAUUUGAGCGUAAUCAAAGAAAUAACAUCGGUUCACGGUUCGUCGGACGUUCAUUCACGGUGAAGACGGGAAGCAUCCCGCAGGUGCUGGGUCACGUGGUGAACUCGAACGUCAUCUAACGUCGGGCAUUUAAAUUUCGAUCAUCCGCAGCUGACGCGAUUCGAAUUUAACGCCGUGCCUCUAAUCUAUCCUCGAUUUUCGACCCGCGUCGCAUAGUUCGCUCUGCUUUCUGCUGUCGUCCAGUUCGUCCUGUCAACUCGUUCUCUGCGGAAACGAUAUCGCAUAUUCUGCUCUCGCCCAACAUCGGCCCUCAUGAUCGCGAGAGGAGCGAGGAUGACGUCCGAUCUUGAUGGGGAUUAAAGUUCGACGUUCGAUGUUCCGUAGAAAUUAGGUUAGGUUAGCUUAAGUCAGGUUAGGGUCGCAUCAUCUACGCUGUCAACGUGAUCGCGCGGAAGCAUGUAUUCGACGAAGACGCCGAGCCUGCGGAUCGACGAGGCCGAUCUCAAAUGCAAGAACGGCUGCGGUUUCUACGGCAACGCGGAAUGGGAGGGCUACUGCAGCAAGUGCCAUCGGGAGCAUCUGCAGAAACGACGCGCCCAGGCCGAGCGCGUCUCUCACGCGCAAGUUUCGGACACAGACAAUGUCAGUCGCCUGACGGUCGCCGGUGGCCACAAGUACGAGGAGAAGAAAGUGCAGCAGGAGAAGAAGUACAAAUUGUUGAACAUUUCCUUCAGGAAGCCCGUCGCUAAAGUUCAAGGAUACCAGGAAUUGUACCAUGAAUUAUUGAAGGACAACCCGGACCUCGAGAAGGUCAAGGCUGAGAAUCGAGAUCUGUUGUUGGACAUAGCCAAAACUCCGGUGGAGAAGGACAUGAGGAAGUGCAUACAUUCGUUCGUGGUGGACAUACUACAGAACAAGGAUGUGAAGAGGAUAGAGGAAUUGUCGGAAAUAACGCAGAAUUUCUAUCAUGUGUUCGGGAAACGCCUGGAGAACAGCACCAAAUAUGCAGAUAUACCACCGGAGAUCAAGGAAAAGUUGUUGGAUUACGUGGAGAGAUACGCGAUGACUCUGUUGUACAGGAUCCUCUUCUGCCCCCCGUUCACAACCGACGAGGAGAAAGACCUGGCUAUACAGAAAAGAAUACGCCAGUUGAAUUGGGUCAGCGGCAAGAACUUGGAAUGCAGGAUCCACGAGACGAGCUCGGAAGUUCGCGAGCUCGUGUAUACGUCUAUCACAGAUCUCUUGAACAUGGAUUCCGCUAAGGCGCCCCAGGAGAAACUGGCGUGCGUUAUUCACUGCUGCAGAAAUAUAUUCUUGUUGCUGCAACAGUCGGUGGACGGGCCGGCGUCCGCCGACGAAUUCCUGCCGGCGCUCAUAUUCAUCGUUCUGAAGGCCAAUCCCGCGCGGCUCAAAAGCAACAUCAAUUUUAUCACGAGGUUCUGCAACGCCAGUAGGCUGAUGACCGGGGAAGGCGGAUAUUACUUCACGAAUCUGUGCUGCGCGGUGUCGUUCAUCGAGAACCUGACCGCGGAGUCCCUGAACAUGGCCGAGAAGGAUUUCAACGCGUACAUGUCGGGCGAAUGCGUGCCGGCUAACACAUGGCAGUCGGCUCUCAUGAUAUGCGAGAAUCUACACUUCAUGUGCGAGGACAUAACGCUGCUGGACGAUUUGCAAGCGAGGAACACCGACAUCGUGAAGCAGGCGGAGGAACUGAAGAGCAAAAUGGUGGACUUCAACGAGAAGAUCAAAGAGGAAGUGAAUAAGGUGAUAGAUCGCACGCCGCUGCUGAUAACUCACAGUCAAAGGGUGCCCACCAAUCUGGACAGCGAGGACGUGGAGAGUUAUCAGUUACCGCCGCCGAUUAUUCCACAGAUAUAUCCGCAGUCGACCGCAGGCGAAAACGUGAACGGCGGCGUGAUAACGGACCUCUCGAGCGACUUGAUGAGAACGUCCCUGGUGGAAGAUUCCGUCACGCCAUCGCCGACGUUCGACUUCCCGUCCUUCAUCGGCGACGACAGUCUGGAGGUUAGCAGAGGCGAGGACGAGACUAGUCUGAUCAGUUUGGACACCCAGUCGGAUCUCGCGACCGGCGAAACCGGCCAGCUCUUCAAGAAACACACGGCCGACAGUUUGAUGGACGAGAGCCCGACGCCCGAAGCGAAUCUCCCGCCGGCCCUGAAGCCGAUCAGCUCCGACGAUUACCACGGUUUCACCAUCCAGGGAUCGCACAUACCGACGAUCCCCUGCAACACCGGCGACUCGUCGAAAACCUCGGCGGAUUUGGAUACAGACAGCUACUCCAAUUACUUUCAGAACAUGUAGUGAGUUCCGAUUAGGGAGGAUUGUAAUAACUCGGUUGCUUGUAGCUCGCGCCCUCGUCGGGAGCAUUUCGUCGUGUGAUUUCAGUCAUCGUGGUAGCGGUCUCGAUUAGAAAACGAGAGAAGAAACCCCUCAGUCUUCUGCCAUGUUUUUAUUCGCUCGUCCGUACGUAGAGAACCGCUUGUAGAUACGCGGAACGAGAUAACGAACGUCUUGGCGUAGACAGUCCUCUUAUGCGAAUGGAAAUAAAGGAACGCGAAAGAUGACGCUCUA